This is a messenger RNA of Exophiala spinifera, 1965 nucleotides long. RefSeq lists its product as uncharacterized. The record is from RefSeq and is a predicted model, not a curated record. Gene Ontology annotation, molecular function: zinc ion binding; RNA polymerase II cis-regulatory region sequence-specific DNA binding; DNA-binding transcription factor activity, RNA polymerase II-specific. Gene Ontology annotation, cellular component: chromatin. The transcript has 7 exons. Bases 1 to 1965 code for a protein of 654 amino acids. Lineage: Eukaryota; Fungi; Ascomycota; Eurotiomycetes; Chaetothyriales; Herpotrichiellaceae. Gene Ontology annotation, biological process: regulation of transcription by RNA polymerase II; DNA-templated transcription.
AUGCUCGAAAUCAUUCUGGCAAAGAGCUCUUCUGACUCCCAAGCACAGACAUCGCUCAAAGGCCUUUUUCUUGUAAUUUUUGCUCCAAGUGCUUUAAACGAAGUGACGUUUUGCGCGCUCAUCAAUUCCGAUGCAAAGAACGAGGGGAAGCCCCCGUCCCCGAAGGCCAAAGCAAAGGUCGCAAAAGGUCUUCGUGUUUGUCUUGUGUCAAAUUGCGCACGCGAUGUGAUCAAGAAACUCCUUGUGGCCGAUGUCAAGAACUGGGAAAGGAUGCCGAGUCCUCCAAAGCCGUCAUCACAGGUGAGACCGAAGAGCCGAGAUGCCAUCCCCAUCCAGCACCUACUCAAUACCUCGGAUGCCGACGACUUUGCUGGCCGCUUCCCUAUCCGCAGUAACGAAUCUGCUCAGACAGAAGAUGAAGACGACACCGCAUCAGGCGAUCUCGAGAUAGGUUCCGAAACUUCACACUGGAGCGAAGACUACGAUGUGAAUGAUGUUUUCGUUGGGGCAGAUGUUGCGGAUUUCGAAACCCUUAACUUCGACACUUUCUUCGGCGGCUUCGACACUCUGACGUUCAGUUCCUAUCCGCUGCAUCAAGACAUGUCGCAAGUCACUAGCGUGGGAGGCCUCACUUCGCCAAUGGCCAUGGCACUAGAGCCUCGAGCCUUUGAAAUUCGCCAAUUACUACUAGACACAGCAACGACACUCUCAAACGAAUCUCCUCAAUCCCUCAAUCUACUCCAGCUGGCGUCCAGUAUCAACCUACUCACCAAUACCGAGCUUGAGCAUUGCAUCAAUCUGUACUUCGCAAACUAUCACAGGCAUUGUCCUAUUGUACACAGACCAUCCUUCCAACCAACUGUAGCUCCCGUACCUCUGAUAUUAGGUAUGGUGGCCUUGGGGGCAAUGUACUCCCAGGAGCGCGCAAAGGUUCUCUGGAUGAAGAACCUUCUGGACGUGAUGGAAGCAUGCAUUUUCUCGUGGCCGGGUUUGAAGGACGACUAUGGUGGUCUCUUUACGCUGGCGGAAGCCCCCGACGAGGAUACUCUUGAUUUUCAAUUCCAGAUAUUCCAAGGCGCUUACUUGAUGGUGGUCGUGCAAUUUUUCUCCGGAAAUCUAUCUGGUCGGAGACGAGCUCGGAGGCAACGGUUUACAACCGUCAUAAGUAUUGCAAGGUCCUUCCGCCUCCCAGUCGCACAGCACGACGGGACAACCGUCAUCCCAGACGAGGUUGCGUUCCGGCACUGGAUCCGGCAAGAAAUUCGCGUACGAACAAUGAACAUACUGUUAUCUCUCGAUUCUGCCAUGGGCAUAUUCAACAAUGUUCCCGCUCGCGUUAAUUAUAUCGAACUCGAUCUCCAACUACCUUGUCAUCCCGAGUAUUUUGAAUUGUCGAGUCACGCGGAGAUGCUGGCUCGAUCGUCCUUUCCUCAAACACGAAUGAAACUCAUCGAUGCUUUCCAAAGACUCUUUACUCCUGCCCGGGAGUUGAAAGCAGCAUUCCAUAACGAAAGAUUGUGUUGCUGGGACAUGCUGUACCUGAUCCAUGUCCUCUUCACCCAUGCCACGCAACACUUGUUCGGUAAUCCCAUGAAUCGAGCUUCACCGUCGACACUCUCAACUGGGUCGUCUUUCAUAAUCGAAUCGAUCAAGACGGCACUAAACAACUGGAAGACUCUCUGGGACGGGGCCAAGAAGAGGAUGCCUCGACCCUUUCCUAGCGAGAUGGGGUUCGAGACAUCUGCCGAUAGUUACUGGACCUUACUCAGGAUGAUCGUGCAAAAGUUUGAGGUCGGUGAGGUCAACGGUGCCAUGAACAUCAGCUACGGCGACGAUCAGCCCCAAACCGGACUCAAUUCAAACGGCACAGGUCAGAGUGGACUGCCACUUGUCCUGGAUUUUAUGCCACUCGAGGCAGAUUCUGACAACCAAGGCGCUCAUUUGAGAAAGAUUUUGGGACGAUGA